Molecule: messenger RNA, 11639 nt
Organism: Oncorhynchus nerka (sockeye salmon)
Lineage: Eukaryota; Metazoa; Chordata; Actinopteri; Salmoniformes; Salmonidae
Gene: ank2b
Product: ankyrin 2b, neuronal
Exons: 8
Coding region: 83-7855 (2590 amino acids)
Biological process (GO): signal transduction
Molecular function (GO): protein binding
Source: RefSeq, a predicted model, not a curated record
UCUUCCUGACAUCUUCUUGACACUCUUUUCAGAGAGAGGUAGACCGUCAUCACCUGAAUCAGUAGCAUCAGUUGAUGAAUACAUGGCGCUUUCACCAGACUCACCCAUACCUGAUUUUUGGCCGUCAUUACCUGAAUCUAUUCCAUAUUUUAUUGGAUACAGAUCAACUUCACCUGAGUCAAUGUGCUCAGAUAUGGAAUGUGGGACUCUGCCCUUAAUGUCGUUAUUCUAUGAAGAUAGACCCCGAUCACUAACAUCAGUAUGGUCAGACAAUGAAUGUGAGCUUUCUGAUAUUUUUUCAACAAUCUUCUCAGAUAAAGAUAGGCCUUCAUCUGAAGCUUUUGCCUUUUGGCAGAGACCAGACUCACCGGAGUCAAUAGCAUCUGUAGAUGAAUACAGGGCACUGUCACCUGAUUCACCCAUACCUGAGUUUAGACAAGACUUACCUGAAUCUGUUACAUAUUCUAUUGGAUAUAGAUCCUCAUCACCUGAAUCAGUGACUUCAGAUAUUGAAUAUGACCUUUUCAUUUCUGAGGUAUUCUUUAUUGAAUCAAGACCAGACUCACCUGAGUCAAUCGUGUCAGAUACAGAGGAAAGACCCCUAUCACCUGAGUCUUUAUCAGAGUAUUGCCCCAUGUCACCUGAAUCAGUCAUGCUACUGACAAACGUCAGAUCAUCUUCUCCUGAAUCUACAGCAUCAGUGGAUGAGUUCAGGUGUCUGUCUCCAGACUCUCCUCUACCACAAUACCUACAACAUUACCCAGAACCAACUCUGUUUAUGGCAAGAAGCAGAUCAUCGUCACCUGUAUCAGUAUUGUCAGAUUUGGAAUAUGAAACGGAGUUAUUCUCAUUUACCUCAAUGCUUUUUGAGGACAGACCUGAUUCAGUAGCAUCUGUAGAUGACUACAGGGCACUGUCACCUGACUCACCCAUACCGGAGUUUAGACAGAAUUUACUUGAAUAUUUUGUUGAUUGUAGAUCAUCGUCACCUGAGUCCGUGACUUCAGAUAUUGAAUAUGCAAAUUCACCAUCAGAAUCAGUCAUGCGAGUGCCAAUUUACAAAUUUGUGUAUGAUGCAGAUCGUUGGAAGCUGAUCUCUCCAAUACAUGACCCCCAAUAUGUAGGAGAAACCUUUGCUAGUAAAACAGGUAUGUUUGAGUAUUGUGGGAGUACAAUAGAGUAUGUACAGAAAUCAGAACUUCUAAGUCAAACGUUAUCAAACGAGAGUGGGUUAAGGUCAGAUUCUCCUGAGUCAGUGAAGUCAAUGGAUGAGCAUAGAUCUUUAUCUCCAGACUCACCAAUUCCACAAUAUUUACAAUAUUUCCCAGAACCAGUAAUGUUUAUGGCCGGAAGCAGACCAUCGUCACCAGAUUCAGUGAGUUCAGAAGAAAUUGGACAUAUGCUAUCUGAGGCUUUUUCCUUUUGGCAGAGACCAGGCUCACCAGAUUCAAUAGCAUCUGUAGAUGAAUACAGGGCGCUGUCACCUGAUUCACCCAUACCUGAGUUUAGACAAGACUUACCUGAAUCUGUUACAUAUUCUAUUGGAUAUAGAUCUUCAUCACCUGAAUCAGUGACAUCAGAUAUUGAAUAUGACCUUUUCAUUUCUGAGGUAUUCUUUAUUGAAUCAAGACCAGACUCACCUGAGUCAAUCGUGUCAGAUACAGAGGAAAGACCCCUAUCACCUGAGUCUUUAUCAGAGUAUUGCCCCAUGUCGCCUGAAUCAGUCAUGCUACUGACAAACGUCAGAUCGUCUUCUCCUGAAUCUACAGCAUCAGUGGAUGAGUUCAGGUGUCUGUCUCCAGACUCUCCUCUACCACAAUACCUACAAUAUUUCCCAGAACCAACCAUAUUUAUGACAGGAAGCAGAUCAUCAUCACCUGCAUCAGUAUUGUCAGAUAAAGAAUUUGAAAAUGAGUUAUUCUUGCAUGCCUCAAUGCUUUUCGACGACAGACCCUCAUCACCUGAUUCAAUAGUAUCUAUAGAUGAAUACAGGACACUGUCACCUGAUUCACCCAUACCUGAGUUUAGACAGGCGUUACGAGAGUCUAUCGUUUCAAUGAUUGGAUAUAGGUCCUCAUCCCCUGAAUCAUUGUCAGGAUAUGAAACAGAGUCUGAAACAGAAUUCGCUCCUCUGAUUUCUGAGAUUGAAGAAAGACAAGACACUCCUGAUUCAACAACAUCAGUAGAUGAGUUCAGAGCUCUGUCACCAGACUCCCCAGUACCCCAGUACACACAGCACGGAACUACUACACUAAUAGUGACAGGGAAUAGAUCAGCAUCGCCUGAAUCAAUAUGCUCAGAUAUGGAAUCUGAAACUGACUUAUUCUUACAUACCUCAAUGCUUUCUGAGGAUAGACCCUCAUCACCUGAUUCAAUAGCAUCUAUAGAUGAAUACAGGGCACUGUCACCUGAUUCACCCAUACCUGAGUUCUUACAUGUAAUACCUGAAUGUGUUACAUCUUCUGUAUAUGGAUAUAGAUCAUCAUCACCUGAAUCAGUGAUUUCAGGGACUUCGGAAGUUGAAGACAUAACUUCUGAGGCUUUUGCAUUUUGGCAGAGACCAGACUCACCUGAAUCUACAGCAUCAGUGGAUGAGAAUAGGUGUCUGUCUCCAGACUCUCCUCUACCACAAUACUUUGAUUAUUUCCCAGAACCAACUCUGUUUAUGGCAGGAAGCAGAUCAUCGUCACCUGCAUCAGUAUUGUCAGAUGAUGAUUAUGAUCUUUCUGACAUCUUCUUGACACUCUUUUCAGAGAGAGGUAGACCGUCAUCACCUGAAUCAGUAGCAUCAGUUGAUGAAUACAUGGCGCUUUCACCAGACUCACCCAUACCUGAUUUUUGGCCGUCAUUACCUGAAUCUAUUCCAUAUUUUAUUGGAUACAGAUCAACUUCACCUGAGUCAAUGUGCUCAGAUAUGGAAUGUGGGACUCUGCCCUUAAUGUCGUUAUUCUAUGAAGAUAGACCCCGAUCACUAACAUCAGUAUGGUCAGACAACGAAUGUGAGCUUUCUGAUAUUUUUUUAACAAUCUUCUCAGAUAAAGAUAGGCCUUCAUCUGAAGCUUUUGCCUUUUGGCAGAGACCAGACUCACCGGAGUCAAUCGUGUCAGAUACAGAGGAAAGACCCCUAUCACCUGAGUCUUUAUCAGAGUAUUGCCCCAUGUCGCCUGAAUCAGUCAUGCUACUGACAAACGUCAGAUCGUCUUCUCCUGAAUCUACAGCAUCAGUGGAUGAGUUCAGGUGUCUGUCUCCAGACUCUCCUCUACCACAAUACCUACAAUAUUUCCCAGAACCAACCAUAUUUAUGACAGGAAGCAGAUCAUCAUCACCUGCAUCAGUAUUGUCAGAUAAAGAAUUUGAAAAUGAGUUAUUCUUGCAUGCCUCAAUGCUUUUCGACGACAGAGCCUCAUCACCUGAUUCAAUAGUAUCUAUAGAUGAAUACAGGACACUGUCACCUGAUUCACCCAUACCUGAGUUUAGACAGGCGUUACGAGAGUCUAUCGUUUCAAUGAUUGGAUAUAGGUCCUCAUCCCCUGAAUCGUUGUCAGGAUAUGAAACAGAGUCUGAAACAGAAUUCGCUCCUCUGAUUUCUGAGAUUGAAGAAAGACAAGACACUCCUGAUUCAACAACAUCAGUAGAUGAGUUCAGAGCUCUGUCACCAGACUCCCCAGUACCCCAGUACACACAGCACGGAACUACUACACUAAUAGUGACAGGGAAUAGAUCAGCAUCGCCUGAAUCAAUAUGCUCAGAUAUGGAAUCUGAAACUGACUUAUUCUUACAUACCUCAAUGCUUUUUGAGAAUAGACCCUCAUCACCUGAUUCAAUAGCAUCUGUAGAUGAAUACAGGACACUGUCACCUGAUUCACCCAUACCUGAGUUUAGACAGGUAUUACGAGAGUCCAUGAUUGGAUAUAGGUCCUCAUCCCCUGAAUCAGUGGCUUCAGAUGUAGAAUAUGCUCCACUCAUUUCAGAGUCCUCCUCUGUUGAAUUGAGACCAGACUCACCUGAAUCAGUAGCAUCAGUGAAUGGACAUAGGUCUUUUUCACCUCAGUCACCAGUUCCACUAUUUACACCGAUCGCACUUGGGUCUAGCACAGUAGAAACAGGAUGUAGGUCUUCAUCUCCAUUAUCAAUAACAUCAGACACGGAGUUUGACUUGGUAUUUUCUGACAUUGAGGAAACAGUGUUGCCAACCAAAAGUCUCAUUCCUGAGCAUGUUUCCCCAUCAGAAAUAUUGUCAAUAGAAGCAACAGAACAGAAACCUAAGGCUGCUUCAUCAGAUUCACCUGUACCUGGAACAGCCAUGAUGGUGGAAGAAUACAAUCUGAUGUAUGAUACAGAGCUUUGCAAGCUGAUCUCUCAAAUUCACGACGCCCAAUAUGUGGGAGAAACCUUCUUGAGUAAAACAGGCUUCUUGGAGUAUACUGGGAGUAGCGAAGCAUAUGUAGAGACUUCUCCUGGUGAGGAAGACGUUGCUCGAGGUAGCACAGACGUCAGUCCAGAAGCUGUACCUGGUCCACAAGUGGAACCAGCAGCUACCACUGAAACAGCCAAGAUCGAUCAGGAUGUAGCUUUGACUGAGAGUAUAGAGUGCAUACAGACUUAUCCAGAGGAGAGAGAAGUUGCCCGAGGUAGCACUGAGAUCAGCACAGAAGCUCUACCAGAUUGGCAAGUGGAACCUUCAGAAACUACAACUGAGACAGUCAAGAUUGAUCAGGAUGUAGCUCCUACUGAGAGUGUUCCAAGCGUAUCUGAUAUAGUUUUACCUGAAUCACUAGCAGCAGAAGUAGUAUCGGAGUGUACAUUUGAAACAGGUCACAGAUCAGCUUCCCCUCACUCCAAAACAGACUCUGGAGAUGAAUGGGUCAUAGUGUCUGUAUCGGAGACUGAGGAUAAGCCUAUAUCACCCGAGUCAUUACCUGACUGCCGACCCAUAUCACCUGCAACACUGGUGUUAAAGGCAGAUGUUAGAACGUCAUCGCCUGAAUCUGUGUUAUUUGAGAAACAAGUUGAGAAGGAUAGACCGCUAUCCACUGAGUCUGUUGAAUACAGAACCAUGUCUCUAGAAUCAACGAUGUCAAUGGAUAAGGUUAGAUCAUCUUCACCUGAAUCAAUGCAUGAGAUCAAUGACAAUAGAUCGCUUUCUCCAGACUCACCAAUCCCUCAGUAUACAAGAUCAGGUGUGUCAGGUAUUGAUUCAUGUAAUAUGGAGUAUGCCACCAUAGAACACAGGUCAUCAUCACCUGAAUCCAUGACCUCUGGCUCUGAGUAUGAGCUAAUGGUCAUAUCAUCAUCAGCAUUAGAGAGUCGGCCAUCCUCGCCUGAUUCUCUAGAGUCAGUCGGCAGGAAUAGACGGCUAUCGCCUGACUCACCAGUGCCUGAGUUUAUGAGGAUAUUAUCUCAGUACUUCAUGGAACCCCGGGCCCUUAGUGAGAGAACGUCUUCGCCUGAGUCUGUGUCAUCAGACACUGUAUUCCUAGCUUUACCUGUCGAUUCUUGGGCCGAUGUCCACCGAAGGCAGUCGUCUCCUGAAUCAGGUGCAUCAGAUGAAGAGUUGAGUUUAGUUAUUACAAGCACAGAAGCAAUGACAUUUAAAGCAGGUGCGUUGAGUCAUGUGACAUCUGUAUUAAAGUCUGAGCGUGUCCCAAUGUCGCCAGAAGAAAACACAGUGGGUGUUACUCUGUUGCCAGUCCCAGCUACUAAAUUUGAAAAAGAGCAGGGACAAAUGAGCACGACAGAUCAAGAGUUACCAAGGGUCAGUGGGCUAGUAGCAGAAAUGGUUAUCACAUCCACGGAACAGGCACGGACAAAGCGUGGUUCGGAGCAUGCUGAAACCAUCCCAACUCCCCAAGCCACUAUGGGUUUGGAAAAUGUCAAAAAGGUCCAGAAAGAUGUCCAGGUUAAGCAACAACCAGUGAAGGUCAAGGACAGAAGUGAGGAAGAAGUAGAGGUCCUGCGCCUCAGUGCUGAUUCAAUAAAGACCCAGGAUGCCCCACAGAGGGCUCCGUCUCAAACAGCCAAGGAAAUACAGUUGAAGACCAGUUAUGGGAAAAUGCAAAGCAAAUUAGAGUCUACCUUGGUAACGGAAAGUACUUUACAUGAGCAAAAAGCAGUAUUAGACUUGAGUCAAGAAACAAGCAUAUCAGGUCUGGUAUCACCUAAGCAGACAAAGACAGCCACAGGCUACAAACCUCUGAUAUCAACCCCAUUGCAGAUCAGUGAACAAUACCCUUUCACUACCCAUAGAGCAGUGACACCUAAACUAAAGGUACUUGACUCUGCCACUCAGGAAUUCUCAGACUGGAGUGAAUUUACACAAGAGGAAUUCGAGGAGACUCAUUCGGGUGAGUUAUUUUCGCCGAUGUCAAGCCAAUUCCUGGUGCCACCAGAUUACGAGGCCCUAUUUUCUGGACGCCACUCUCUGAGAGUCUCCGAGUGUAGCCAGUUGUCCCCCACUGAUAUGAGUCCAGUUUCUCCGGUCUUCAGCGACCCUCAGUCAGAUAAUUGUCAGGUCACAACCACCACCCUGAUGGGUCCUGAGUUCGCUUCAAAGUCUGCUACACCUGGAUCUGCAGAAGCCUUUGAAUUCUCGCCAGACUUUAAGCGAGUGAUCGGCGAAUUUGAGAAAACACUCUCUUCAUUUGGGCCAGUUGUCCAAUCAGAUCCCGCCCAAGAAAAUUCUGACCUGGAGUUCUUUGACUGCAAAGAUGAUUUCUCAGACUUCUCAGAGGCAGAGGAUCUGGAGCCAGAGGAACCUGAGGUCCUCUACCACAUCGAGGAGCCUCCAUCCCCAACCCCCUUCUGCAGCACUCUGGAAACGGGCUUCCUCAAAGGAAGCCCUGUAUGCAGCGCACAGUUCCUACGGGUGGAUGACCAAAAUCGCUUCUCUUUGGGUAGUGAAAGUCUUGGAGACUAUGGCAUUUAUGACGGACCAGAAAGUGAAAGUGAAACUGUACCCACGUGUGAGGAGCUACCCUCCAGGUCGCAGGCAGGGUACGAUGAUGAUGAAUACUCUCUGGAACGGGAGAUAAAUGAGGAGCUAGGGUUGCUGUCAUCGGAUAGCUCAGAGGAGGAGGUGUUGACCACCAGGGUGGUCCGACGCAGAGUUAUCAUCCAGGCGGAUGAUCUGCCAGACAUCCCUCCGCAAACAGUGACAGAGGAACAGUACAUGGAUGAGCAUGGAAACCUGGUAGUCAAGAAGAUCACGCGGAAGGUGAUCCGUAAGUACUUCUCUCCAGACGGCGUGGAGAGAGAGGAGGUGACGGUGGAGGGAUCUCACCAGGAGAUGGUCAGUGUGGAGGAAGGAGACGGCUUCUCCAAGGUAGUGAAGAGGACUGUGGUCCGGAGCGAGGGAGAUCAGACCGAGUUGACCUUCUUGGAGCCCUUGGCCCUGGGGGCCACCACGGCCUCAGACUUCGAGUCAGAGCAGGUGCAGGGUCGAAAGGUCAGCAAGGUGGUCAAGACGACGGUGGUGAGGGGCGAGAGGAUGGAGAAGCAGACGGGUGACUCAACGCUGGCCGCAGACCUCCCCUCGGCCAAGGAGGACUUUGAGAAGGCGUUGAGUUAUGCUGGAGGCUUUGGAAAAAUCCAACUUCCUCAUUUAGUAGAGAAAGAGGUUGUGCAGGACGACGGUUCUGUGGUCAAAAGAACCCAGAUGCGUAAGUCUCGUACCCAGAAGAGGACUGUGGUGAAAGACGCCCAGGGUAAGCAUGUGCUCCUGGAGCGGCUGGACGACACCCCAGAGACCCUGCAACCCGAUGCCCUUCGGCAACACCUGCACCUGCUGCUCCAACGCUAUUGUGCCAAGGAGGAGGAGGAAGGAGAGAAAGAGGAGGAGAAGAGAAAGAAGAAGUGAUGGGCUGAUUUGAUUUGCUGGCUGAGUUGUUCUUCUUCCCUUUUGGCUCUGCCCCCAUGCUACAUAAGCCCCCUAUCCACAAAAAGCCUAUGAAGUCUUGUAAGCUCACCCCUGAUCUUUACCUUCCACAGACAUCUCCCGCUAAAGACACUGGAUUGCGUUUUUGUUUUGUUUGUUGUUUUUUUCCCUUUUGUGGCAAAUAAUGGAACACUUUUUGUUUUUGUUAUUUGUGCUUUCACUUUUUUUGGGGUCGUUUUCCUUUUGACUUUUCCUGUUUUAUUUGCUCAUUUUGUGACCAAAGAUAGUAUCCCCUUUCUCAUCGGGUUACUUAGAAUAAUAUUUGGUCGUUAUCCUUUUUUUUGGGGGGGGGGGGGUUCUUCUAGUUUUUGGCUGCUGUGGUACAAUAAACAACUACGCAAACAAAAUGCAACAAAAAGAAAACAAAAAGGGAAAACGAAUAAAGAGGGGGCACCUCUGACAUUCGCCUCAUGCACAGGCAUCUUCCUAAAGGAACGAUUGUAAACAUUUGUAAAUAAAGGAGAAGAAACAUGCUCGGACUGGGAGAAAACGAAACGAACAGCAAUUCAAAAGCAUUUAUUACAUUUCCCCCCACGGUAUAUGCUGUACACGUAUGUGCACCAAUCAAAAUCGCUCUUCUGCUCUGAGGUGAAGGGUCAUAACAAAGUUGAUCCUUUUCGCCCCACUAGGAGUCACUUGUCACAAAGAGUUUUGGAAAGAUACUGUAAAAAUGGAGGAAAUUCCAUAUUCUUUCAUCAAGGACAAAUACGUGAUCUGAACCAACAUUUUACUGAAGCAAAUCACCCUCAUAUAACCCUGCACUACAGUUCUGUAGUGCUGCGCGAUUAAACAAAAUGUUGGUUAUUUUUUGUAUUUUAAACAACUAUUUGACUGUCGGUUCAAUUAUUUGAAUUCCAUUUAGUUUGGGAUUUGUCUGAGCUCAGUGUGCACAUUGCGCUGUAAUUUCUCUUGCAAUAAAUCAGAUCAUGCCUGAACUGUGCGAUGUAGUAGAGAGUUGUAGUUUCCAACAGGCCAACGUUCUUUCUAGUUUAGCAACGAAAACGUGAUAAUUAACUACAAUGACCAUAAUCCAUUGCACGGCUACUUGCCCGUUCUUCCGGGAUCAGUUUCUUCACAAGGUAUCUCUACCUGAAAAUACCUGAUGUAAGUGAUUAAUACAGUAGUUGGUAUUCAAGCAGUCAUAAAAGUAUGCCUUAUUUACUUUGAAGAACUACUAAAAUAGUGAUUUUGUCAGACAGAGAGAGAGAGAGAUGAUGACUUGGAAUGAAAUAAUAAAGUCAUCAAAUAAAACAAAUGUAAUAUACGCAACAAGUGAAAUAGUUUAUUAAAUCGUCAAUCAGCAGUAGAAACAAUUACAAAGAGUGUCCUCCCAACCCUGUUUUGGUAAGAAGCUGAGGGAUGGGGCUGGAAAUUUUUUACCUCUCUCAAAUGCAUAGAUAGAAUUAUGGAUUCAAUAACUGACCAUCCCUGAUAAACACGUUUUUUUCACCAUGUUUUGAGGCUAUAUAGUGCUUGUUUAAAUUUACAUUGUUUACAAACGUUGGAGUAAAACAAGCUUACAUUUUGGGUUCUGAUAAGGUACGACAGUUGAACUAAGCUCAUGAGACAUUUAUAAGUUAUUAUUCUUCAAGAAUCAUUGGGUACAUAUCAGUCAUUUAUAAGUCCAAAAAUGAUUAUUGCCCCUUUAAAAGUAAUGUAACCUGAGAAACUGAUGGCUAAUAAGUGAUAAGCUGUAAUAGGCAGUCACUACCGUCACGGGACAUUUUUAAAUGGUUUUAUUUGUUGCAGCAUUCAAACCACAUAAUGCAUAGUGCAUUUAAUGUUUCAAAAUGUAAAUUGAUAAUCGAACCGAAACGACCUCAGAAUGCAAUAAUCGCUCAGCACUUACAGUUCUGUUUUACAAAGGUAGCUCAAGCUGGUUAUGUGUGCGAUGUGACGGCUUUUUUGACCGGUUUUGACCACACACUUUCAGCCCCCACUCCCAUUUACUGUCAUUGUGUAUCUUUUCCUUCACACUAUAUCUAUCCCUCUCUGUUUCUGGCUUUCUGAUGUGUUCCUUCUGAGCAGUGCAUCAAGACUGCCGCCACCUCUGUGCGUGUGAACGCAUGCCAGUGUGUGUUAGUCCAUAGAAUCCUCACUGACAUUGGGACCGGCCAUUUGCGAUCCGGAAUGUUCUCGUUUCUUGUCUUUCGUGUAUGAGCACUUAUCCGAAAUGACUGCACCUAUGGGUCAGAACACUAGGUACGCCCCCCCCCCCAAGCUUCAAUCGUGUUUGACAUCUCACCCCUGUUCAUUUUACCCCAGUGGUACAUUACUCAUAUGAAUGUCUACAGUAGCUUUGAUUAAGCCUGUUAAGAUUGUACAAGUGAGGAUGGGGACAGAGAGAAACACCACAGAGACAGUGUGGUGUAGUCGUUUUGUUUUAUUUGCUGUUGAUUUGAUUUCUUCUGUUGGUAUCAAAUGGUAUCAAAUAAAUGGGGAUAAUCUCAAAAGAUUGGCACAUCUUGUUUUUGACAGAUUACUUUUGGUCUGAUCUGCUUCCUGUUUACCUGUGAUGGUACCAUGGAGAUGGAAUAUCCUUUAUGUAAAAACAUUAUUAUUUUUUUAAUUGGCUUUGUUUAAUUUUGAUCAGUGCUCUGAAUAUUGCUAGAACCUUUUCAAAUGCAUUAUUUCUCACUCAGUGGAGUUUUCCUUAUUUAAUCUUGUCUGAGGGCAGCUAUGUGAUUGGUUGGAAGGCCUGGGGGAAGAGCUUGUGACAGGCGAGCGUCAAGUAAGAAAAGUUAGGGAGGUAAAUCGGCGGAUGGAUAGAUGGACGAACGUUAAACGCAGGUUGCGACACUCAAGGUCCCUGGUUUGAAUCCCCAUGCCUUGUUUUCUAACCUUACAUUCGAAAGUUUCUAACCUUCAUUUCGAAACUAACUUUCUUAUUUUACUUUCUAAUGUUAACUUCACAUUUCUUGCCUGAUAAUGUAUUUUGACUGGUGAGAUUGAGGGUUGGUGCCUUGGUGGCAGAGGAUGUAAAAGCCUCAAUUUACUGCCCUCAGAAAAAGAUCCACUGUAAAAUACCCCCCAUGCAAUAUCAAUAUGAAUGUGGCUCCCCACAGACUGAUCAGUUUUCUGGAGAUUACAUCUUUGUGUAUUUUCAUUUUGAUUCAGACUUUGAUUUCUAUAUUUAUUUAUUGACUUCCAUCCGUGCUCUUCCUCUCCUCGACUUCGCGGAGCCGUGAAUGUUUUAUGCGUGCGUUGGCGUGAGUGCGAUUUGAAAUUAAACAAGGGAAUUGCAAUUUCAACUAUUUGACCGAUAAGUUGCCGGUGUACACAAGGCUUCACUUAAAAUUCUGAAAUGGUCUGGAAACCAUGACUGAAACAAACACAGAAACCAAAACAGAACCGACAUGGAUGUACUGUAAUCCUGGGCUGGCUGAAAUCAUUGUUGGUGUCAUUUGCAGUACGAACUAUAUCGAUGUAACAAUAUUACGGUUGCUCACUUUGUCAAUUUACUUUGUGUGAGAAAAAGUGAGAAAUAAAUUAAACAAAAGAAAUCUGUCAAACGUACCUUUGAUUCGAUGAAUCCGCAUCUUGUUUCCAUGGUGAUACUAUUAUACAUAAUAUAUAAAUAUCUAUGAGGGCAUGUAUUAGUUAUGAAAUGAAUAAACAGGAAGAAAAAAAACAGAAUUGCUAACAUGGCAUAGCAGCUACAGUCUGUACGUGGCAGAAAAUAAAAAUUGUACAUGUGUCAAAUGUG